AAAGCGUUCAUUUCAGUCAAGUAUCAUGAAAUUGUAUGUUAAAUGUGAUUUCGCUAAUUAAGGAGCCCACGGAGGAAAAAGAAACAAACUUUUUUUUGCUCUCUCUCUCCUUAUUGUUCCUCGGUCAGGCGCCAUAUGUCCUCAUUCACUUUGGACCUUUUGUCCUUAUCAUCUGUCCAACUUUAUCACCCAUCUGCAGUUCUUCUCCACAGUCACACGCUUACAUUUAUUUUGACGUUUCUCAGUGAGAACAAUCGUGUGAACAUGCAGAGAUGGAUUUUGUGAGGCUGUUUGGUGCCGUUAUCGCCGUGUUGUUCCACCCAGGAUCUGCUUCCAAAAGAAAUGGGAAAAGAAUUUGCAGGCGUGGGACAGAGCGUCCAUGCUACAAGGUGUCCUACAUGCAGGAUAGCAGAUGGAGGUUGAACUUUGAGGAUGCUAGUCAGGCUUGCAGAUUGGACGGCGGUGAGUUGCUGAGCAUUGAAACAGAAGGCGAACAGCGUCUGGUAGAAAGGUUCAUACAGGAUCUCCAGGCUGGGGAUGGAGACUUUUGGAUUGGGCUCCGUCGUAGCCCAGGGCACUUCAGGGCAGAGACCAGAAGCCCAGGUUGCCCCUCACAAUACUAUUGGCUGGAUGGAAGCAAGGCCAAGUUCAGGAACUGGCACUGGGAUGAGCCAUCUUGUGGUGGGGAGAUGUGUGUGGUUUUGUACUAUCAGCCUUCUGCACCACGGGACGAAGAAGGCCAUUUCUUGUUCCAGUGGAAUGAUCACAACUGCAAUGCCAAGAACAACUAUGUCUGCAAAUAUGCAGAAGAGAAGUUGCCGACAUUUGCAGAGGAAAGAAACACAGUACAUGCAGUUUCGUCUCUGAGGCCAAACAUUUUGUCAACGACAGAAAGUGAUGAGAUGAUAAGAAUCGGACUACCUGAGUCAUCACACAGCACCUUGUAUAUUUCUUACAUCCUUUACGCAAGUAUUCCUGUUCUGUUGCUGCUGCUGUUUGCAGCUGCCGGGUUCUUCUGCUACAAACACCAUGUCAAGAGGAGGAAGACAAAGUCCAGGAGUCAUCUUCAUGCCAGCAGAUCAAGCCAGUGCAUGUCAACAGCAGCUGCAGUUCCCUGCGCCAUACAAGGACCUUAUGCCUUCAGUGACAUCACCAAACUGUCUCACGCCACUCCGGACAGCAGUGCAGCAGCAGACAUCUCUUCAAAGUACCCCUGCACUUCCUCCCAGGGCUUACAGUGUGAUGACUAUGAGAACGUGUCAUGCCUGGUGAGGGAGAGCGGCUUUGUGACAAAUGACAUCUAUGAGACCUGCAAAACUCAGAGCAGACGCUGCCACAAUCAGACUGGUUGGGUGGAAAAUGACAUCUAUGGAUAGCAGUGUUUGUGCCCAUGUGGUCUCUGUGUUUUUUCAAUCGCAUGGUUACCAGCUAACAAAGCCAGCUGAGGACAAAAAGAUGAAGUUCUUGCUCCAGGAAUACUCAGCACUUGGCUGUUUCCUCCUGCAUUUUGCAUACUUAAGCGAUCUUCUGAGUGGAUUCAGUACCGUUUCCCAAGCAUCUAAAGCACACUUUGGAUGAAGCUGACUGACUCUUUUACAGUAUCAUGUUGGAUUAACAUUCAUGCUUAAAGAAGGAUUUCUAGAACCUUUCAGGACUAUCACCCGUAUGAUGUUUACGAUGACUGCGAGCAUGCCACUUUUUAAUUACUAUAGAAUAAAACAGUCGUCUCAUUGUGUCUUCAAGAUUGACAACUUGGGCAGUCAAUCAACAGAUCGAUGGAAAUAUAAAUGAGCAGUGGUGAACUUGAUGGACACUAUCCUCAAGCUGAAGUAACAUGUUACAUGUAACAAAGUAUGUAGUAACAUGGAAUUUCAACCACACCUGCAUCCUAAUAUCAAUCAUACGUGAUAUAAGAUGAUUCCCUGCACAAUCUGACAUGUCCAGCAGGUGGCAGAGAAGCGCCAUGUAACUUCAACCACAACUACUCCUAAUUUCCAUCAUCCAUCCAACAUCCACCAACCAUCCAGCAAAUGGCAGCCACGUCUAUGGGAUAAUAUAUAAUAAAACCAUGUUGCUUUUUGGACCCGUCUGGUCCAUCAGCUUUAAGCAUUACAAGAACUUUUUGAUUUUGGUGCAUUACAAGAUGAUAGCGUUCAUUGUUUUUGAGCUAGCAUACUUCAUACACAUACACAUGAAUACACAUUCAUGCAUUCACUCACUAAAGGCUGGAAAUAAAUACUUCCAGCAUAUAGUUCCUGUAGAAAAGCACAAAACCGGCAGUGUAAGAUCUAAUGUAAUCAAUGUAUUUCUGAUUUUAGGCAGUAAUCAAUGCAAUCUAGCAGCUUUGGCAGGCAUCAUAUUGUCUUCUUUCCUGCUUUUUCCACAUGAGUGACACAAGUCAGUGUGUCUCGCCAUCGCUGAUGAGGUGCCAUUUGUACCAGUGUUUCUAAAUAAAGUUAAGUGGCCAAACAA
This is a messenger RNA of Thalassophryne amazonica, 2472 nucleotides long. It is a transcript of the gene laynb, whose product is annotated as layilin b. The transcript has 7 exons. Bases 273 to 1376 code for a protein of 367 amino acids. Gene Ontology annotation, molecular function: hyaluronic acid binding. The record is from RefSeq and is a predicted model, not a curated record. NCBI's taxonomy places the organism in Eukaryota, Metazoa, Chordata, Actinopteri, Batrachoidiformes, Batrachoididae.